Blastomyces dermatitidis ER-3 is the source of this 5233-nucleotide messenger RNA. RefSeq lists its product as uncharacterized. Lineage: Eukaryota; Fungi; Ascomycota; Eurotiomycetes; Onygenales; Ajellomycetaceae. The record is from RefSeq and is a predicted model, not a curated record. The coding region runs from base 1633 to 2928 and encodes 431 amino acids. The transcript has a single exon.
AGGAAAGAUGUUGCUGUGCCGAUCGUUGGAGGGAAGCUGCUUUACAAGGUAUGCGCACACACACACACACACACACACACACACACCGGGGCGAGAUGGAGAGGCAGAGAAGGGUGAAUGAGUUAAAGGCAUAAGGGUGGUGGUGAAAAUAAUAGGAUGCGAUGAAAAUAAGAAGAGGAAAAUGGAAUAUCACGCUCUGGUUGACCCCUGGCAUUGUCGUUGCGACUGGCUGACUGGCUUGAUGAUAUUUUUAUUCUUAUUCUAUUUUCCAUCUAUCUUUUAUUUUAUUUUGACUUCCCCCCUUUUUCUUUUGCUACUUACUUUGAUUCGUUCAAUCCCCCGUUGAUCAAUCCCGCACCCUGCCGUUUUUUUCAGUUUAUGUUUCUUAUCUCUGAACCCCGCUCCUUAUACUGGCGUUUUCUUGCCACAUCCUCGCACUGCAGAACGCCAAUGCACUAUUCAUGCGGUGGGGCUCACCAUAUGAUGUGAUUUUCAACUCCCCGAUGAUCUCCCCAGUGGCUAGUUGAAGAGUGGGCUUGUGGCCUCUUGAUAGCCGAACGUCCUCUCCCCCUCUUCCGACUUCCGCACAGGUUUUGAAAGUGCAUGUUCAUGCCGAAAUACAUCGGCUACAACCAACAAAAUGAUAUUGUUGGCCGGGGUGUUGUGGGGGAUUGGUAAAGAACACGGAAGCCAAGAGUUUGCCAUUACUCCCAUUGAUUGGCACGCUGGUUAUUUGGGAGCGCUGUGGGUUCGGCCCCAAGGACUGAUCGCAAGGCUGUUAUUUCCCCUCAACCUACUCCGUACAGCUAGCUGCAGCUGUCGAUGGCCAAGGCUCGAUAUGAUAUUUGCUUUUUCUUUCCCCUUCUUUCAUUGCUUUAUUUAUUUUUAUUUUUUUUCCUGCCCCUCGUAUUUUUAGUUCGGGUACUUUGCGAAUACUGUGGCCUAGCUAUAUGAACUCAUACCACGCCAGGUACCGGACUAGUACUAGUGCGUAGCGCUAUACGUCAUUAUUUGCCAUCUGUCGCAAACUUUGCCCUUACUUGAAAGGAAGCCCUUUGAUUCUUUUUGCGACUCCAUUUUGGGGCCCAAUUUGCGUUGGGUUUUUAUUUUACAGCUAGAGCUUUUUGCACACUCACUCCAAAGCUGACAAGUUACCCGAAUGUGUCAACAUUAAUCCCAUCCCACUCCCCCCGCCUCCUGCCGGCAAAUCCCCAAACCCCCAACUUCCCCAAGUCUGUCUUAAAGUUGACAUCAUUAUUAUAUAUUAUUGUUUCGCAUCUCUGCAAUUCUUAAAGUCAAAUCGUUUCAAAUCCAUUCGCAACGCCUAUUGCCCUCUUGGUUUCUUCUUCUUUUUUUUGGUCAAUUUAUAGUUUGUUUGUUUGUUUUUUCUCGCCGAAAAUAGAGCGAGCCCUAUUUUCAACUCGUUACCUGGACUGACCUGUCGUGUAACACGUUGCCUGAUAGUUUGUUGUCGACGGUUCCUGGAAACUAGAUCCCACGGCUCUCCAAGAAGACGACGGUCAUCAUAACACCAACAACGUUCUCCUCCGACAUCACAUUAAACAACUCCCCCCCACGAAAGUCAUCACUCCAGCACCAGCUUCCCCAGCGGGUAAAGAAGCUCCAGAAACCAUGUCUGGAGUUACACCAGAAUCCACAACCGCAGCCUUAGCCGCAGGUGUCCCCAAAGAGUCAGACAAGGUUCCAGAAACUGAAACCGCCGCUCCCGCCGCUUCCACCAUCUCUUCUGCUGCUCCAGAAUCGACCACCGCCACUCUCGCGAAGGAUGCCACACUAGAGAGUAAAAAGGAUUCGACUCCCGGCGCUUUCCCAGUGACACCUGCUGGAGAAACAGAGCAGUUCACAGUCAAGCCAAUCCCGGCGACAGAAGGCGUUGGGAACCCAAUCCAACUCCAGCCAGGCGAACCAGUUCCUGACCCCAGCACCAUCACACAAAACACAGUGGCUUCCACUGCCACUACGGGUCAGGAAGGGUAUGAGAAAGAUGCUAGUACCGCGGGCUUCGCACCGCCAGCGGAAGAAACAGUUACCACCCUUCCCGUAAUAACCCACUGCACUAAUGGGGUCGUGGAACCAUUCGUCCAAUCCGCUGCUCCCACAUCCACCACUGCCGCGCUCGCCGGUGCCGUCCCGCUCGAGAAAUCAACCCGCAAUGCAGGCGGGCCUAGCGAACCGCAAGUUGCCGCCAGCGACGUCCCCGACGUAGUCAAGGAGUCGUUAGAGAAGGCCCACAAGAUGCCCGAAGCCGCAGGUGUCCCUGCCGCUGUCGCGGAGAAGAAAGAGGUUGAGGAGGAGUUGCUUGGAAAUGUGGAACCCGCCGCUGGAGCUGCUGGAGCAGAUACCUCUGGUGGGGCCCCUGCAAUCGUUCGCAAGUCCAUCGAUGACGCGCAAUGGAACCCCGAAGCAGCGGCUGUGCCUCUAGCCGUGGCUGAGAAAAAGGAGGUUGAAGAGCAGCUGCUCCACGACGUGAAACGCGUUGAUCAGGCUGGUGAACCCGCACCCGUCAUCACGGCGGAGACCUCUGCUGCUGCACCCGGUACUUCCACCGCAGCGGCAGCAGCAGUUCCUGCCCCCGAGCCAGCACGGACAACCCAAGAUGAAUCCAUUUCGCCGAAAUCUCCAGCCGCCACCACUGCACAUACCGCCGGAUCCCCGACGACCGAGCAGACACAGCCAACCGACACGACGCGCCCGGGGACGACUACCGCACCAGCAGAAGUUGCGGCCGCCUCUACAGCUGCCAAAAACACUUCUGGUACCGAGGCACCCCCGGCCACUGGAGCGGGAGCGGAAGCAGCGACCAAGCCCACGACAGCGCAGACGACGGAUCAGGAGAGCCAAACCAAGAAGAAAAAGAAGAACCGUGCCAGUGCGAUCUUCUCGAAGCUGAAGGAGAAGUUCAAGUGAGAGAGUUAAGGGUAUAGUGUUAUUAUUACCUUGGCUUGCCUGGACAAAAUGAUGGAAAAGAGGAACAACGAAAAAAAGGGGAAAAGGAAUGAAACAACAAAAGGGGGGGAAAAAGACGAGAAAAGAGGGAUGUUACGUAUGUCUCAGCGGGAUGGGAUGAUGUUUUGCUAUGAUAAUUAUAAUCUAAUUUGAUGUUCAAAAAAAAAAAAAAAAAUCAUAUCUUGAGCGAAUGAAGGGCGCGCCGGGGGAAAUGGCAAUUUAAUACGGAGUAAUGCUAACGAAGCUGUUGUUGCUCGCUAGUUGCAGUCUGUCUGGGGCCGGAAGGAGAUGGGAUGGGAUGUAUGAGUCUGUAUGAGAGGCAGUAUACCCGAUCUUUUUACAAAUUCUUUUAUUUUUAUUUUUUAUUUUUUAUCUUUGUUUCUUUCUUUUGUUUCCUCUCCUCUCUCUCUCUCCUCUCUCUCUCCGCUCUCUCUCUGUGUUCUUAAUGCAGGAUUUGUGUUGCAUGUUAAUUAUUGUUGCAUGAAUUGUGCGUAAAUUUGCCAGUGUUCGCCCUAUGUUUAUUGGAUAUUAUUAAUUCAUAUAUAAAUUAGUUUUGACAGUAAUAAUAAUUAGCAUCUUUUGUGUCAGUUAGCAGGGCUCUGAGACCAGUUCCAAGGCUAUUACGCUCGCCAUCCAUAUUUGAUAUGUAUCAUGCGCUAUUUCCAUUUAGACAUGUCUGUUGCUGCACUUAUUGAUUUAUAUAGCCCUUGGAAACACGGCUUGAACAACGACGCACUUUCUUGUCCUCUUCUUCUCCCAUCCUGUGUCCCGUUUCCUGUGCCCUGCCCCUUCGUUGGAAGGAAUUUAUGGGGUUCUCUGUGAGGGGUCAUGCUGAAUGUAUGUAGCACGGACGGAUCUUGGGGAUGAUAGGUUGAAGCCAGGAGCUCGAUUCUGCUUUGGUUUCAUAAUCAAAUGCAAAUGCCAAUGUACAGUACAUACAUGUACAGUACAACGUGGGCUAGAAAGGCGCCCUCGAUCGAGUAUGACUCCAAUGUUUACACACAGGAUUAGGAACCGGCACACGGCGAUGCUUCAUCAAUUAGCACAUGAGAGGUGGUGGUGUUAUUUCAUGAACACGAAACGUUCGGCGGCAAGGUAGAGGAUUUUCAGGGAAAGAUAAUCUCGACACCUUGAAAGACAUGGGGAAUAUAAGAAAGAGAUCGCUGGUUUGCUAGAUCACACUGAUUUAGGGCAGAAAGGUAACUAUCGCAAAGAACGGAUCAUCAGCACCAAUAGGAGGAUGAAGGUGAGGCAGUUGACCAAGGGGACGCUACUCAAAGAUGAUGAGAUAUUCCAAACUUCUGCCAGACAAUAUCCAAUAUCGCUAAGAGUAUCUUGACUGAUCUAGAAGUCUUAUUCGCAGAAAGCAAAGACACACAAAUUAAUAGUUAUCUUAUUCUUGAGAACUCUAUUUAGAUACCUGCCUUCUGGGUGUGUUAUAUUCAUAUCCCCGCCUAAUAUUCUCCUUCGAUCCUACAUCGAAGUGCAACAACAGGACUGGUUUUAUAUAAUUCCUCCCGUUCCGGCGUAUGCGGAUCUUUUCUCCCGCGAUGACUGGCAACUUGCAAAAUGCUCCGUGACACGGCGGGGCCUUUGGUUAAGUUAAAGCGAAACUUAACACACACUCGAGUAUAGACAACGGUCAUUUCUCAUUCAUCGAGGAUGUAAUGAGCUUCUUCCAUCUUCUGAUCGGUGUGGUUGAGCCUACGUUGCCUCCAAUCAUACUUCUGUAUAUGGUGCUUUCUUCUUGCCUUCUUUCCUGACUUUGAAUACGGAUCUGAUAAGAAUAAAAUUAAAUCAAAACCUCUGCUCUGCUUCAAACCAUGCCCUGAUUGAAUCAAAUUUCCAGAUUUAAUUGCAAUCAACCGCAGCUGGCCUGAGUCCAUCCUCUGAUGUACUAUGCUGAGCCAUCAGGCUUUGUUGAAACUGACAUAACUUGAAUAUGAGAAACUAAAUAGACAGCUGCCCAAUAUUCCACAAAGAAAGAAGAGCUACAACAGUGACAGUGAGAGACACCUCUUGAUUGAGUCUUUCUUGAGAUAUUCACUCCUCAGUCUCUUCUUCUUCUGAUAACUACUCUCAUAUAAAUCAUCAGAAAAUUUUCUAUUCUUUUUACAUCAGUCUUUUGUAUGUACAGUACAAACUUACUAUGAUACGAUCGAAUUUAUGGGCCAGAUUCUCUGAAGCUGAUGUGUGUGACUUCCUGGCACAACACUUGCGCGGUUCUAUCUCCUUCGAAGGUCUAUGCGGAUAGACGUAUUCCGAG